Molecule: messenger RNA, 1792 nt
Organism: Hyalella azteca
Lineage: Eukaryota; Metazoa; Arthropoda; Malacostraca; Amphipoda; Hyalellidae
Gene: kappaB-Ras
Product: NF-kappa-B inhibitor-interacting Ras-like protein 2
Exons: 4
Coding region: 127-696 (189 amino acids)
Biological process (GO): canonical NF-kappaB signal transduction
Molecular function (GO): GTPase activity; GTP binding
Source: RefSeq, a predicted model, not a curated record
UCUGGAGAAAUAUUUUAUCUGUCAUAAAAUUAGAGUGCAAAUUGUUUGUGAUUUGAAAAGCUCUGCAAAAAGUUUAUAAGGAUCUGGUCCCAAUUCUACUCUAAAGCCAUUGGAGCGCGUAGCGCAAUGGGCAGGAGCAGUCGGGUGAUUGUGUCUGGCCUCAAAGGUGUGGGCAAGACAGCAUUGCUCGAAUGUGCAAUUUUUGCCAACACUAUUACUGAUCGGGAGUAUAUUCCAACAAUAGAAGAUACAUACGUCUGCUUGGUUGAGACUGACCGAGGCACUAAAGAGAAGUUAAGGUUUUAUGACACAGCAGGGCUUGAUGUUCGAGGCCCCAAAGCACUGCACUCGCACCAUCAUGGCAUUGCUGACGCAUACAUGCUAGUGUAUUCUACCCUCGACAUGACGUCCUUACAGGCGAUCAUGGAGGUCAAAAAAGAUAUUGAUAAGCACAAAGAAAAGAAAGAUGCAAUUAUUGUGAUAGUCGGAUGCCGCAGCGAUGGACGAGUGUCUCCCGUACGUGAAGCAGCGCAACGAUGGGCGGCAGCUGAGCGACUGCGGCACUGCGACGCAUCAGUGCACAACCGCUCCAGCCUCUUAGAACCUCUUGCUGAACUAGCCUCAAGACUGGCACCCCAGCCCAGCAAGACAUCCUUACCACAGUUCUACAUGGUCGGCAGAAAGUCUAAAGAGUAGUUAAAUUUGUGGUAUUGAUAAUUACUCGAAAAGAUGUAAAAGUGUCAUUGAGACUAAUUGGUAUACAUAUGAUUGACGCUCUGAAAAAUCUGAGAGAAUGUUCCUUGAGACAUUUGACCCAAUUUUAGUGGUUACAGUAUCUCCAAAAAUCGAAUAAAAAUAUAGGCUCUCUAUUUUAUGUAUAGAUUAUAUGUGUAGUGUUAUUGUUACGGCCUUAGCUCGAAGUUUUUAGCGCAGAUACGGUAGUUUCUAUUGUUUCACAAUAUUGUCUCUUGUCUCACAAUAUUGCCUUUUUCGUGGGAAAAAACUAUCCCUUGCACGGACAAAUCCCAUUAUCCCUUUCAACUAAAUUUUCGAAAAUGAAGUCUUAGUAGCAUUUCUCAGUGCUAUUGUCAGUAGGUAGCUAAUUCAUUACUGAAUCCAGAGUCCGGCUUAUAAUUUUUAAACAGAUCAUGGUAAUUGAGUUGCCCGAAGAAACUGCCAUUUUUUAAUAGUGUAAAGCUCGUAGUUGAACAUUUCGUUUCCUCUACAUUUGUCUCUCUUGGAUUAUUAUUACUGUUGUUAUUUAUUAUUAAUUUGGCAAUCCAAGUAUGUGAUUUAACUUUAUAGAAAUAUCGCGGUUCUCAUUUUUACAUACUAAUUAAUUUGUAAGAAGUACUCGGUAAUUUUAAGCGAAGGCGUUUAUAAAGCAAUUUAACCGGUAUUCACAUUUUUUUUAUAGGCGUUUGAUUUACCGAUAGUUAUUUACUAUGAACACUUUUCAAUAUUUUUGUCAGUCUGGAAAAUCGGUUCCCUCGUAUAUUUUGUGUUCGAAGAUAUUUUUUAUUAAUAAGUGUAUUAUUCAUAAUUCGGCGAAUUUCAAAUGAAAUCUUUUGUAUAAAGUAUUAUUAUGCUCGUUAAAUGAGAAAAAGUUCAAUUCUCAUCUCUUUGCUUAGAUUAUUUUUGUGCAUGUGGAUGCCAAGCUCUAACGGCACUCGUGAGCCACUGCCAUGUUGACCAAAAAUUGUGCUGCUCUGUGGCAGCUAUACUUUCAACAAUAGAUCUGACUAUAUAUUUAUAAAUAAAUAAAGUUCAAAUAUUAAGUAUAUUAAACUUU